Colletotrichum fioriniae is the source of this 912-nucleotide messenger RNA. Lineage: Eukaryota; Fungi; Ascomycota; Sordariomycetes; Glomerellales; Glomerellaceae. The record is from RefSeq and is a predicted model, not a curated record.
AUGACGAAAGCGUGGAAAGAGCACAAGGACGUUAUCGCGAGGCUCUACAUCAAGGAGAAUCGUACCCUGGAUGAGGUCCGGGAAAUCAUGCAGCAGGACUACAACUUCAAGGCUUCGACAAGAUCAUACCGCCAACACUUUGACCAGUGGGACCUGUCAAAGUACAACUGCAAGAAGCGUACCGCUCGCCGUCAGAGCCGCGACUACCAGCAGUACCCCGAGCAGCAGCAGUACACCCCUUCCGCUGCUGCUGCUGCCGCCGCCGCUGUUGUCAUCGUCCAGGAAACUUACCCCAUGAGCCCACAGAGCUACGGCAGCAGCAGCGACAGCAUGAGCCCCGAGUCCGAGAUGGACAACGGCAGUGGCAGGCUCGACGACGUGGACGUCGGCCAGUCGUAUGGGGGCCAUCAGUACACGUACGCGGGCCAGGGCCAGAGUCACAGCCAGAGUCAGGGCCAGGCUGUCUUACAUCAACAGUAUACCCAGCAGCAGCAGCAGCAGCAACAGCAUCAUCAUCACCAACAGCUGGAGCAGCAACAUCGACAGCGCCAGUCCUGGGACAGCCAGGUGCCGCGGAGCAUGUCCUCGCCGUGGGACCAGGCUGCCCUCCCCAGCCCUCCCGCGGAUCUGAGCGGGGACUCGUUCUUCCAGAUGUCCGGGGCAGAGGCGUUGUCUGCGCAGGGAAAUCAUCGUCCGCAGGCUUAUGCUACGGUGAUUCAUCCAGACCAGUAUCGUCAGCAACAACAGCAGCAGCAGCAGCACUACCAUCGGCAGCAACAGGGCGUGGAUCCUCGGAUGAUGCCGAGGCGCCUGUUGGCACCGGCUCCGCAACGUCCGGUGAGACCGGAGCGACGGGAGUCUGUUCCAUAUCACGAUGCUUUACACUGUGGGUUCCAUCGUUCAGGACUAUAG